AUGAAGACAAUGGGUGCUGCGCGCGAGAAACGUCGAGCCGAGCGCAUCGUCGAGGGCGGGACGCCAGCUUGGCACUACAUCUGGGCCCGGCUGAAAGCGAGCGGAUGGACACACAAGAAGCCCCCAGCAAGCUCUAUCGAGACGAGGUGGAAGUUUAUUCCGCCUGGAGGAAAAGAAAGCGGAGUCGAGGGCAAGGACUACUUUUUGGCUGCCCAAGCGCUGAGCUCUGCGUGGGCUGCGAAAGGUGACAUCGAAUCCGGAAAUGGCACAUCCAGUGAUGACUCUGAGGAGGAUGAGCUCGAUGAUUCGGAGGAUGAUAUCAAUAAGAUCGAAGAAGGACAUAACCCUGACGACUUCGCUGGUUUUGAAUUUAGCAAUGAGACUGUGGAGGACGGCAUCGCGGACGAAGACGACUCAGACGAAGAAGGUGAAGGCGCUGUUGCUGCGAUUGGGCGUGGCAGUGAUGAUGAAGAGCGUGAUAGUCAAGAGGAGGGCCCCAACUCAGCUGAAUCCAUUGCGGAACGCCACUUUGCCGAGAACGUUUUGGAGUCACUCGGUGGUUCAGACAAGCUUUUGGCUGGCACUGGUAUGAGCAAACAAGGCUUGGCGAAGCUACGAGAGCAUAGCACCACUGGAUGGACGGUUCCGGAUAUGCCUGAUGUUCACGAGUUCCUGCAAGCACCGUUUCAAGUCGUGGGGGAGGAGAAUAGCUAUCCUGAGUUGAGGAAGAAGCCAUUUGGCCCUACACCAGCAAUGAUGUGUGGAGAUUCGCCCCUUGCUCUUUCCUUCUACUUCUUGCCAGUGGCACUUUGGCAGCACAUUGCAGCGUGUAGUAGCAACUACAAGCACGAGCAGCUCGAGGCACGCGUGGAAGCAUAUAUUGAGCGCCGGAAGCACAUGCAGCGACGUUGA
Messenger RNA from Phytophthora infestans T30-4, 912 nucleotides. RefSeq lists its product as uncharacterized. The record is from RefSeq and is a predicted model, not a curated record. Lineage: Eukaryota; Oomycota; Peronosporomycetes; Peronosporales; Peronosporaceae. Bases 1 to 912 code for a protein of 303 amino acids. The transcript is spliced from 4 exons.